ACCCGUCAACUUUCGUUGCCUGGGUGUUGGGAAGCAAAUUUUUUUCUAACCAUCUCCAUCCCCGUUGCUAACCACUUUCUCGUGCACAAAACGCAAAUGCAAGUAAUUUCGGACAGCUCGGUGGCUUGAAAAACUACCCCAAAGCUAAGUGCAAACCAUUGUUUAGCCAUUGCUUCGCCAUUUGGUCGAGCAAAACCCGUACAACGUAAGCGAACCCGGUUCUCGGGCCCCGGCACAAGGACGUUCCUCGAUCAGCUGUGGGUGUGUGUGUGUGCGGGCGCGUGCCAUGGAACCCGUGCGCACGCAUCGCAGUGUGCGUGUGCUGGCGUGUACGUACGGUGCUGGGCAGGUUGGUAGUGUUUGUGCCGGCCCGUCCACUUGUAAGUGGUCCAUCGGCCGACGGAAGCAGCAGCUUCGGCAGUGGCUGUCAGCAGCAGCGAAAAAGCAGCAGCAGCAGCAGUAGUCAGUAGCAGGGCAGGCGAGCAGCAGCACGGUGCAGCCAGCAGAAUCCAAGAGACGGCCUCCCCCCACCACCGUUCGUUCGUGUCGACGGUGUGAAAAGAAAGGACAAAGAAAGUUGUAACACUAAUCGCUCUCUGCGGUCGGUUACUACUGUGCUAUGAAGCAGUAUUUCCAAUCGGAACUCGGAUUCGAAUCGAAUUCUAACGCGAGGUGACAGAGCUGUGUGAUAAAAAAGGAUGAAAGUGUGAGAAGAAGAAAAGGAAAGGAAAACGAACACCCAACUUGCGGGCCCGGCUGUGAACGUGAAGAAGGAGAUUUUUUUCCUCUCAAUUCCAUUCCACACCGCACUCGUUUUUCUUAUCCCCUCCCCCCUAUCUAACUGGUCGGAUUUCCUCCCGCUACGCGGUAGUGUAUGUGCCGUGUGCGCUCGCGUGUGUGUGUGUUCGCUCCCAUUGAUUGUGUCGCGUGCGGACGUGCGUGCGUGCGUGUGUGUGUGUGUGCACACGGGGUGGGGGUGUGAAUGAUCACGGAAGAGACGUGAAAAGUAACGUGAAGUGACGUGCGGCAGAAGGGAGGUUUUUUUUAGUUCGUGUAUGUGUGUAUGGUGGCGUUGCUCCCCGCGAUCAGCCGUUGUGCUGUGUGAAGUGUGUGGUGUGCGGUGUGGUGCCGAUUAAAAACGCACAGCAGCGGUCUCUCGACGUGGUUUUCUUCGAUUUUUUUUUCGGCCGUUGAAGGAAGACCAGAGUGAGAGAGAGAGAGGGCGCGGCGGUGGCGACGCUGCGAUCAAUUUUUCGGUCGGUCGGUCGGUCGAAGCCAGCGGUGUCACGAAGCGUGUUUGGUGUUGGUUGCCGGGCAGCAGCAGUACGGAGGUGUCGUACUCCCCACAUCCUCCCCCUACAUCUACCGGAAGGAUUGUCCCGUUUGCUGUUAAUGCUGCUUGCCAGCGGUAGCAACAGCAGCGCUUUUACACCCAUCCGAAGCAGAUAAAGUGAUCGUGCAUGUGUGUGGCUGUGUGUGUGUAUUUGUGCAGGGGUGGAAAAAGGCAACCCGCUUGCGUCCCGUCCCCCUUUUGCUAAUGCAACACAUUAAUACACACACUCCAAGCACACAUACAAAAAACCUCCAAACACACACACUUGCGUAGAAGAUGUGUGCAGCGUGAGGUGAAAAGCGGUGCCGCUAUAGGAAGAUUGCACGAGUGCAACGAAAACGAGGUUGAAAAGUGAGAAGAAGCGAAAAGAUUCCGUAACCACCCAUAGCAGCAGCAGCAGCAGCAAAAGUGGAAAGAAAUUGCGAGUGGCUGUGUGUGUGUGUGUCUGUGCUUUUGUGCGCGCGUGUAUGUCAGUGUGGUGAGGUUGCUGCUUUUUCGGGUUUUUGUUAACACUCGCACGCUUGCGGGUGAACGAGUGAGAGAGAGAGAGCGCGCAAGGGAACUGUGCAACCUAGCACAGUGUGUCGUCUAUCCUUGCGGAGCGCAAGCUAGAGGGAAGCGAAAGCGCACUAGAGAAGCAACGCGCUAGAGACCGGUUCCGCUAUCUCUGUCGUGUGCACGCUCGCUCGCUCACACCGGGUCCCGAAUGUCGAGUGACGGGAUGUGUGUGUGGUGUCGCGCAAAGUGAAUAGAGAAAAGAGGUAGUAGUUGGCCGUGGAACGACGUCGUCGUGUGCGCGAAAUGAUGUGUCCGUCCGCUCGGGCGUGUGCGUGCUAGUGUGGGUCAAAGUGGAAGUGGGGGGAAAAAAGUGGCAGCAACUCGUCGAUCGCGCCCCGCGUUUCUCUGUCGAUCUCGCUCCUCACCCCACGGUUCGGUCAAAGAAACGUCACGACGAGCGCUCAUACAAAGAGAAGCUCAUCCGUGUUGGUGUGUAUGUGUGCGCGUGAAAUUGAUGAAUUAGGAAGCUAGUUAGUGGCUGUCGCAAGAGGGACGGUGUGCGCGGGUGACCAUUUAGUGUGCGCUGGUUUCGGUGUGUGUGUGUGUGCAACACGAGCGAAGGGAGGGCAAAAGAGACAGACAUCGUCUUCUCUCUCUCUUGCGUGCGCGCGCGUGCUCGCUCGUGUGUGUGCGGCUGCUUCUCAUUCAUUUCGGAAAACGCGUACAUAUCCAACCAACAAACACACAAACACAGCGAAAGAAACCCGUACGCACACAGUUGGAACAUUGCGGGUCGCACACAGCUAUACAAGUCAGUCACACAUACAACCCCCUCUCCCUCCUCGUACACCACCAGCAGCACGGAAGAGAUGAGCCGAUGAGAAGAGAUGCUGUCGGUGGUUAUGUAUGCUGCUGGCUCGGCCGCUGCUGGCCUGUGAGCGGGAGCGAGACGGGCGCGCACACAUCAUCGUCGGUGGGUUCAGCUGGCAACAAAGUGUGUUGACCACCAUCCCACCAUCGAUUGGAGGCGAGUGUAGUUGACCGACUAAAGGGCGAAAACGGCAACCAUCAUUGGCCCAAACCAACAAAAAAAAGUUAUGGAUAGAAGGGACGCAUCGGCAACUGCGUGAGGAAAACAAUGCAUCGGUCGGGCUGGAUGCAGCCUUCACACCACGGCAACCCUGUCACCAGUGUAAACGGUAAACGGUUUGCGAAGCAGCGGAACGCUGGUAGUGCCAUCAACACCACCACCACCACUAUCCUCGGUAGCAGCUACUACGAGGCGGCCACAGCAAUCACCAACACCACUAUCUGUCCAACGGCCGCCACUGUCGCCGUCAACGCAGCCGCCAUCCACGACGAUGAUGCAUCGCAAGAAGCGAAAGUGUAAACUUUCCUCGUGAACAACUUAUAUGUGUGCCUUAUCUCAUUGCUAAAAAAACACACCCACACACUCCCACAAACUCAUACAAGCUAUAACAACACGUCGAGUGUCCUGUUAAUCCUGGGACGAGUUAAAACCGAACGCGCACAACAUACACCCAUACUUACCCUAUCGUCAGGCGCAGCAACAUCCGCAACAUUGAACCAGUCUGCAAACAAAACUACAGAAGAAAAAACAACCAUCCAGUUUUCAUCAACAACCAACUACUCCUUGCUACAGUCCUUCCAGAACUGUGGAUAGUUGUAAAACCCAACUCCAGAGCCAAGGCGAAGAGAGAAAGAGAGAGCGAAAGGAAGAAAGGCAGAAACAAUCAACCACAACCACCGGCCAGUCAAUCAAUCACCGCAAGCGCGUCCUAGCGGGACGAAUCAGGAUCGGAUCGGUCGGGGGGUAACAGGAAGGAUAAAGAAUAGAAAGUACGACGAAACGCGCGCAUUCUUUCCUCCCAUUAUACUCCAACGAAACUGCACACCUUUCCGCUCGGUGUGCAUCAUCAUCGCCCUGGUGUCCUGUUGCGGUGUGUCCUGGACUCUCCGGAUUUAUAUACAAAUUUACAUUUGUAGUUUUAUAUUUUAAACAAAAUCUAAACCUUAACACACACGACGCCACUCGACGCUUCUCGAGCCCAGUGCAAAUCUUGCUGUGAACGCGUGUCUGCGUGUGCGUGCGUAUCCUUUCACGCGCACCGGAAGGAAGCAAUCAAUUAGGCGGUGGGGACAGGUUUCGGCUGCUCCAGGCUACUUGUGCAGUGUGUUUGUCUAUACAGAAGUACAACGAAUUUCGAAUUUGGACGUGUGAAGCGCAGCACAACACCACCCCCCUGUUGGAGUAGAGCGUAACGUUUGGAAGAAGGAAGAGCAAGAGAUACGGUGGAAAUAGCGUGAGAAGGAGGAGAAGAGAGCGCAUACAAAUAAUAAUAAUAAUAAUAAUAUUAACCCGGUAGUACAACAAACGCUUGUCGUAGACAGGUGUGAUUAGUUUGUAAAACGUAAAAAAAGCAACUCAAGCAGAUUAUAUUCACAUCGCCAUACGAUUAAGAACGAGAGAGCGAGAGGGGGAUCGAAUCCUCGAAGGAAAAAUCUACAAAGAUAAGGAACGCACGAAGAAGUAGGAGAAGAGGAUCACAGCCUUCCGGUCCUUUUGCUGUAAGACAGUAAGCAAGUGGAAGAGGACGAAGAGAACGAAGAGAGAGAGAGAGCAAGAGGAUCCUAAUACACUUCCACCGUGGUUGUAACCGCCGUUAGCCCCUGUCUGGAACGUUUUUUUUUUGUUACGUGCUUCCUGUACUUUCUUCUGCCGUCGUUCCCCGAGGGUCGUUCAUUGUACAUGCGUGCAUGAACGGUGCAUCAAGCGACGAGUACUCUGGUGCUGCUGCAUGCGACGUCGUGGGCCGUACUCACUGGCCCCAGUAGCAGCGGCGGAAGUGUUUGCAUAGCAGAGGAAACGAACGGGAAACGACCGUAGGAGGGGACAUCACGAGAGACACCAUACACACACACGACGGGGUGCGGUGGAGUGUAGUAAUGGAGGAAUCGCAACAGACGACAGCAUCGCAGGCGGAACAGCAGCAGAAGGAACAGCAGCAGCAGCAGCAGCAGCAGCCGUCGCAACUGCCACCACCGUCCCAGCAACAGCAGCAGGGCUUUGGGACGUACAUUGCGCUGGAGGACAGUACCGGGCCGCCGACGCUGGUGGACGAGCUAGCCUUCGAGAAGGAUGACAUCGUGCACGUGUGGAUGCCGACGGUGACCAAACCGCCGACCAGUACGGCGGCCGAAGGUGAAGGUGGACCGCGCGUCGCCUGGUACAAGGCCACCAACGCGCGCACCAAGCAGACCGGCUACGUGCAGUUGAGCAAACUCUCGCCGCUGGAAAACAUUGAUCCCGUUGUGUACAGCGGGGGCACAGCGCGCCAGUACAUCGGUACCGUUCCCGCCGGUACCUGCGUGUCCAUCGGUUGCGCUUGCGUUGCCGGUGGUCUCCAGCAACAACAGCAUCAGCAUCAGCAGCAGCAACAACAACAGUCACAACAAACCGCGAUCUCUGACGCCUUCGGUGGGCUGCGGCUAGGCAGCGGCGGCACCACACCGGGCACCACCGAUACGACCGGGUCCAAUGCGGAAGAGCUCUACGUGAAGUGCGUAACGCCCGCCACGGUGCUAAAAGAUCCAGCACUAAAAGAUGAAAUGGCUAGUAGAACCAGUAACAGAGCUCACGCGACCGAGUUUGUUUAUUUUGUAACACCCAUUAUAUGUUUGUUUUGCCGGGACUACAUCUGGGGGCUUGGAAGGCAAGGUGGACAGUGUAGAAACUGCUCUGCAUGUUUCCAUCUCAACUGUCUGCCGUACACCUGCUACAGGCCGUGCCAAAGAAAUCCGGACAUGUACCAGAACAUACCGAGUACUUUCAGAACGGAAAAGUCAAUUAACGAAUGGACGACGGAAAAUGUGCUGGAAUGGAUGACCGCUGUUAAUAUGUAUGACCAUGUGGAGGUAUUCAAAACGAAAGCUAUAAAAGGCUGUGAUUUACCGAAAUUGGAUCGUGAUAAGCUUGAACAAAUGGGUAUUAAGAAUGAUUUCCAUCAGCAAAGCAUCCUGACGACGAUCACGCAACUUCUGAUGAGCGCAGAGAUGACUGCGGCGGCGGCGGCCGACCUGCCGAUCGUGCCGGCACCGGUCAACCUGUCGGUCGGCACCGACCAGCAGCAGCAGCAGCAGUACAACGGACACAACCUGGUGAACGGUUCGUUUUCGAAACAGCAAAAAUGUGAUAUGUGCAAGAACUACCUGCUAGGACUGGUCCACCAGGGACUGUUCUGCACCCAGUGCAAUAUGGUCGUACACCGGCAGUGCUCGGUGAUGGGCCUAAGGCCAUGCAGUGCCGCUGGCACCCAACAGCAGCAGUCGCAACAGCAGUCGCAACAGCAGUCGCAACAACAGCAGCAGCAGCAACCAACACAGCAAGUGGGGUCCACGACGGGCGGGUACCUGCUGGGAGGCGCUUACCGGCAGGAGCACCAGCACAUGUUUGGCAAGAGCCUCUGUCUGCUAUUCGACGUCCAGCAGCAGGCGGCGCCCCAGAUCGUGGUCGACCUUUGCACCAGCCUGGAGAAGAAGGCGGUGAUGGACAAGGGGCUGGACCUGUACGUGGUCUAUCGCACCACCCCGCUACGGUACGACGAGGUGAACAAGCUGCGCGACGCGCUCAACGAGAAUCUGCUCAACAUCGAUCUGAACGGCUACACGCCGGAGUGCGUCGCGACGGUGCUGAAGAAGUUUUUCCACGAGCUGCCCGAUCCGCUCAUACCGGUUGCGUGGUAUCAGUCGUUCAUUGACGCUUCGUUGCUCGACGAUCAGCAGGCUGUCGAGCGCAUGAAGGGAAUCAUACAAGAGAUGGCGCCACAUCACAACAAGACGCUGCAGUACUUCAUGCGGCACCUGAUCCGAAUCUGCCGGUUGCAGUUUAUGCGCGGCAACAAGCAGCAGCCGACGAUGCUGCUGCAAAACUGGUGCCAUAUUUUGAUGCGCCCAGCGUGGGAAAGGAUCGUGCACUUCGUGGCGAACAUAAAGAACCAUCUGCGAGUGCUGGAACUGCUGAUGUACAAGAUUGACUGGAACGAGGCGCUGCCCGAGUUUCUCUCCAUACCGGCCGUGCCGCCGCGCAAGACGUCCCGCACGGGUAGCGGCGCCGGUACCGGUCCCGGGUCAACGAAAAAGUCCAUCAUAGCCUCGCCGGAGGGUGGAUCGAUCGGUGGGCCGCUGCUCGAAAGCGAUUACAGCACCACCACCACCGGCAGCAACAGUGGCAGCAGCGGCAACACCCUCGGGCGAAGCGCGGCACAGCAGUAUGCUAAUGGCGGCGGUAUGCUAAUGUCGCUGAUUACCGAUCCGAACACGCCGCAGGAGCUGCGCGACGCGGAAUGGUACUGGGGCAAGAUAUCGCGCGACAUGGCGAAGGAAAAGAUGAUGGACGCACCGGACGGGUCGUUUCUGGUGCGCGACGCCAUCAACGAUGCGGGCGAGUUCACGCUGGUGCUGAAGAAGGACGGCACCGAUCGGCCGAUCAAGAUCUACCACAAGAACGGCAAGUACGGCUUCACGCAGGAGUGUACGUUCGAGAGCCUGGUCGCCAUGAUCAACGAGUUCCGGACGACCACGCUGAAGGAGUACAACACGAUCCUGGACAUCAGCCUGCUGUACCCGAUCUCGCGGUUCGAGGACGAAAGCCUGUACCCGGCGGCGGGCGACAUACACCAGCUGGCGGCCAGCUUCUACGAGACGGUGCAGAAGCUGACCGACCUGCAGAACAUGCGCGAGUCGACGCUGGAAGCGUUCAAUGUCUGCCAGUCGCACAUGGAGCUGCGGCGCCAGGCGCAGGAAGCGUUCAUCGAGGCAGACAAGCUGUUCAACGACCAGCUGCUGACGCAGGCCCGCUACGAGAAGGAGGCGCAGCCGCACGAGCAGCGCAGCCUGGCGCAGAACCGCACGCUCAUCGAGAGCCGGCUGGAAGAGCUGCGCAAGUGCAAGAAAAACCUGGACGAGGACAUGGAGCGCGAGCGGGAGCGUAUGCGCGAGCUGCAGCGGGAGGCGAUGAAGCUGAAGCCGGAAAUCAUGAACCUCAGCAAGCAGAAGGACCAGUACCUGGAGGCGCUCAAGCGCCAGUCCAUCACGGACGCCCAGAUCAAGCAGAUCCUGAAGGACGGCUACCUGUCGACGGCGAACCCGGACGGCACACAGGAGCUGCCCCACCUGGACGAGACGACCUGGCUGCGGGAGCGGUACUCGCGCCAGGACGCGGAGAAGAAGCUGGCGAACAAGCCGACCGGCACGUUCCUGAUACGGGCGCGCAACGCCGGCCACUACGCGCUGUCGAUUGCGUGCGACGGGCGCGUCAACCACUGCAUCAUCCACCAGACGGAGCGGGGGUACGGGUUUGCGGAGCCGUACUAUAUCUACGAUUCGCUCAAAUCGCUCGUCGUGCACUACGCGACCAACUCGCUCGAGGAGCACAACGAUCUGCUGCAGACGACGCUCAAGUAUCCGGCGUUCGCGCCGAACAUGCCGAGCGGCAGCGGUAGCAGUGGCAGCGGCAGCGGCAGUGGCAGUGGCAGCGGGCAAACCAGCGGAGGUGGUGGUGGUGGUGGUGGUUCAUCUUCUUCCCGGCAGCAGGGAUCGGCCCCAUGGUCGACUUCGUUUGCUGCUUAAAGGGGAGCUGCGCGUCGUCGCCUCCAUCAGCUCACCAUUUUGCAGUUCGUCGGUAUUGUUUUGUUUUUUGUUCUCACUCGCGGGUGGUACUGCUGUGUGUGCGUGUGUGUGUGUGAUGUUCGGUAAUUUAAAAAUGUACGUAAACAUACUGCUGUUAUAGCUGCAAGCACGAUUUAAGGUAGGCUAAGUAACUGGACCCGAUGAAUGCAGGGAAUGGACCUUCGAACCGGGCUCUCUCCGGUUCUUCCCGCUAGAGAGGGAAACCAUCUAUUUUUUGUUGCCUCUUCCCUUUUAAAUUGUUCGUAUUUCGGUGUAGAGAAGGGCAAUCGCUUCCAAAAUUGGGAUUUGAAUUGCGUUUGGUAGAUGUGUAUUUUUUUGUUUUAAUUUUUACAAAUACACACGUGCUAGCUGUGCUCGUUGAGCUGUGGUUGCGUUACACGAAAUGCGCGCGCAAAGGAGGUAGGGGAUUUGAUAUUAAUGGCGCGGCAAGUUCAUUCUUUUAUGAAAAAAAAAAAAAAAAAAUACACACACAUACAAUACAAUAUUGUCAUCGGCACCACAGCCCCACAAUCCCACAAAAUGAUCGUGUGUACGCGAGGAUCGUGCGAGCGAAGGAUAGUGUUUAAACAAACGUUCAUACUUAGUCUACGUUUAUGUAUGAUGGCGUUAACGUAUGCGACGUACGUUCUGCGACAGCCCGUUACGUAACAAACGCAGUCCACUCCAGCAGUGUUUCGGAGUGAUCUACGCGCUGUUGCUCUCCCGGACGACGGUUACGGCACGGCACGCCCUCCUAAACUCCAGUUUCGAUGCAUUUGGGUUUUACUUUUACUUUCGAGGGUGGGGAUGUGUGUUUCCGUGAUUAAAGAAAUUGGAUAAUGAAUACAGUAAGCUUUGGUUUGGUGGGCGGCACUCACAUUUGCCGCCGCCGCCGUCAAAUUAGGUUCGGGGUUAGGGGUUUACGUAUUAAUGCGCUCGGCGGCCGCUGUAAGUUGUGAGUGUAUGGGAUAUGUAUAUCGUGUUUUUUUUGUUGUUUAUUUUUUGAAAAGGGUAUUAUUUUUAUUCUAACACGUGUGUAACAUCCAUUCGCAUUGAAGCGCGGCGUAGCAGAGCAUGAAAGCAGCGUGCAAGUUUUGCCAAGACCACCAUCCUCUGCGUGCUCUUUGGCGCUGGUUUGCUAGCUAUAACCGGGGCAGGGGGUGGGUGGGUUGAAGAACAAAACGAGAUUUAAGCUAUUCAUUGUUGCCCCUUCCCCCCCUCAUUGGAAGCAACACAAAUGAAAAUUGGGAAAUCAUAAUAAAAUGCAAAUGCUUGAGGGGAAGAACAGUGCCGAUGUGUUGGGCUUUUACGUGCAUCAAAUAUUAUAAACUCCAUGAGUUAAUUGAUUCGGACGAGCACAACGGAUGGGGGGAUGGAGGAGAGUACAGAACAAAACCAGGGAAGCUGCGACAAAGCUUAGUAGACACGGGUGAUACAAAACAAAACAAAAAAAACGCCGGCAUGAUGAAUAACGGCCGCGAGGAGUGUGUUAGCUGCUAAGGUAGUAGAGGCAGACGCAAGGACGCAAGUGUGUGUGUGUGUGUGUUGUUGUGUAGUAAGGAAAAGCGUUGGGGUGAUAAAACGAGCAGGGCCGCCGUGUAUGGUAGGGUGGGAGGAAGGUGAUCCUCAGUAAAGGACGAUCGUGUUGUGUGGGCGUGUGUGUGUGUGUGUAUGUGGGGGUUUUAAGCUGCAAUGUAGAUUGCAGCAUUUUGUACCCACACAGAACCUCCCCACGCUGACGCCACACGCGUUCGGUAGAGAAGAAAAUCGCGAAACGGCUGCUACCAUACAUCGACGUAAAACGAUUGUGGAGAAAAGAAGAGAGGAGAGUUACGUUCGCUCGCUCAUUUGUAUAUGCUGUAGUCGUUAAGGACACAUUUACAUUAUCCUAAUUUUAGUGUGACACCAUCUCGCUCGGAAGAUGGACAAGCAAAGAAAGAGCAGACAAAAUGCGAUCGCGUGGGGUCUUUUGGUGUCUUUUGCACAUUUUGAUCAGUUUGCUGAAAUGUUUUUAAUGCAAAGGAAGCGGGAAACGGUUGUUUUCUUUUUUUCUUCGAUUUGUUUGAUAUGUUCCCAGCUGCACAUCAUGUCCAGAUGCAUCUGGAAAAGGUCAGAUCUGUAAAAGAAGCAACGGAAGGAAGAGCUAUAGAGAGGAUAUAGUGGUUGAAGUAAGAAAAACGCGGCCAAAUACUGAACACACACACACAUACGGGAAGGAAUGGAAGGGAGCGAUCGCGUCUCCCGUUGUGCUCCGUUGUACUGGCUUGCCCGAUCGUUGCACGCGCACAACCGUUGUAGGUGUAACCACCCCCCGCCCCCUUUUUAAGGGCGACAGCGCACUCAACGAGAACCAAGUCUCUGGUUGAACAUAAAAAUCUGUGGAUUAUUUGUAAAGUGAGUUGUGUGUAUAUUAUAUGAAUGUGGUUUCUGGACGGGAGCGUGAGUGUCUGAGCGAGUGUUUGAGUGCGUGUGUAUGUGCGGGAUAGAAACUGUGAGGAUAGAAUGUUUUAGAGUUUUGUCUGAAUGUUUAGGAAUCAAACAAAUAUUGCGUAACUGUGUUAAACUACCAUGUAAGCGUUCAGUAAAGAUAGAUAUAUAUUAUAUAUUAUAUAUUCUAUAUUCUAUAUAUGUAUAUGUAUAGACAUAUUUGUGUAUACAUAGAUGCAUGUGUGCCACGUUGUACAUGCUGCAUGUAUGUAUAGAUAGAUAUAUAUAAGAUAUGUAUGUAGAAGGUACCGAUAAUACCUAACCAUUAUGUGCGCCCGUGUAGGUAUGUGUGUGAUGAUGAUGAUGAUAAACAUAACUUUGUGAAACAAACAACAAAGCAACGCGUAGAAUCGUUCAAAAACAACCCUUACCCGAUAGAAGACCAAGCAAGGAUUGGAAAAAAAACAAACAAACAAACAAACAAAUGAAACAAUCGAAAACGGUGAUUUGCCGCGUGUACAGGAUGGCAGCAAAGCAGAGGCGAAGAAGAAGAAGAUGGUGGUGGUGGUCCCCUAGUCUGACUAGGUUUGGGAAGCGUUGGUACUGAAAAUCAAAAUCAAACAAAGUUUAUACCCCCCCUCUAAACGGUGUUUUCCAGCAUCGAGCAGCGAACCUAACGCUAACGGAUAAGCAUACACAACACAACAAGUACGAGUAGUUUACAUAUGUGUGCAGAUAAUAUAUAAUCAAAUUGGAGAAGAAACAAACAAAAUAGGGGCAGCAAUUUAACCAAACCAACUUAUGGCAUUCAAACGCCGUUGCUGCACGUUAAAGCUUUAUGUCUAAUGUUGCAAACAGUUGCAAUACACACACACAUACCCUACCCUUUACAAUGAUGAUCGAUCAUAAAACACCAAAAUUGACCGACAGUUGACCGUCGUGUGGCAUGUGCGCAUAAACCACAAACGUGUGAGAUAUGGUCUUAGCUAUGUGUUGACCCCUUCAUUCUGUUUCAUUCAAAUAAUAGUGCGGCUACUUGCAUAUUGGACGCUGGACACUAUUACUAUUGGCAAAUAGAAACCCGGAAUUACAAACGUGACAGUGACAAAACAAAAACAUUACUGAAGCGUUUACCAUGCGUAUAUAUAUCCAUUACAAAAUAUUGUUGUGCAUGUGUGUGUGUCUGUGUCUGUUGUAUAGGUUGAAAACAAAUUGAAAUAAUUAUACACAAACGACGGGGAAGGAUACAAACGACAAGAAGACAAGGUGUAGGAGGAUUAAUCCCUGCAGAGAUGAAGGGACAAAACAGACCAGGGAAUAACGGCAUGAUAGAAGGUAAUGGGGAGGGAGCAAAGGGGCAAAGUGCUUCCUAGCUUCGCUCCCCUGAUCCGGAUGAUAUAUGUAUAUGUAUAAAUUCAGCAAAAUAUAGAACAACAAAUAUGAAAACACACUAUAGAUUCACACACACACACACACACUCUCUCUCAUCAGGUACUAUACACCCGUGCAAAGGAAACAAAUGGUAGAGCUUUCGUGAUUCACAACACAAUUAUUCUUCUUUCUCUUGUCCGUAUGCUUGCACGCGCGGUGGUGAUGUGAAAAACAAAUUUGCACAACAAACAAAUGUGCGUGCUCGUCUAGUCGUUUAGAAUUGGAAACCAAUCAUCAUCAUCAUCCCACUUCCAUUAUCGAGCACCACAUUUUUCCAUCAGGCAACAGUAACCACUUAGCUGCGCGCGCGUGCAUUAGCUUAUAUGUAGUAGACAUUAAAAGGAACAACCAACCAACCCACACGUUAGCUAAACAAUCCUUUCAGUGUGCAGGGGAAAUAUUUGGAACCAAUAGUGCAAAGCGUGUUCCAACUGUAUCACGCUCUGUAAUGUGUGUGUGUGUUUCUGUUCAAUAGGGGCUUAUCCGUCAACAUACAACGUACAAAAAUUAUACACAAAAACACGAGGAGAUUGCAAAACAAAAAAACAUUAUCAGUUAAGCAAAACAUUGUUAAGCAGACGACGUGUCAAAAGGGCAAGAGAUUCAACAAAUAAGCAAAACAAAAUAAAAAAAACGCUUUUUAUGUGCUCUCGUAUAUUGAUCGGUGCAAACGAUGCUCUUUUACGUUCACGAUUGUUACUAAAAUGUGUAGAUGCGUGAUUACGGGACGUUUAGAAAAAGGAGCAUGAGAACGUAUGACUAUGUCCUUCUUUGUUUUCUGAUGCAACAGACACGCGCACCAACAAUGGCUGCAAACAAUGUAAGCAAAACAGUGCUAAGAUGCUCUUCCCCAGCGCUUACGCCACAGAAACGGACACUAUUACUUCCUUUGUCAUGUUGUGUAGAGAGUAACAGUGGACGGAAGCUAGCAACAAAAAUCUUUAAAAACAAAAAAACCAACCCGUUCCCCCUGAACCAAACAACUCUAGAACGCCAAUACUUUUUAAAUGUACACGGGCAGUGCAAAAUGAAGAUGGAAAAAUUAUAAGAAGCGAAAAGAGAAAGGAAUGGAAAGAGAGAGAGAGAGAGAGUAAGAGAGUAGCAAGUAAAGGAAAACAAACAAACAAAACAAACAAAUCAACAAUCUCUGGAAAAAGGGAGGAGUGUGUGUAAGAGAGAUAAAAACAAAAACAUCUAAUAACAAAAUCCAAUCGGUCAAUGUGAAAGCGUAGCAUGUGAAACAUGUACAAAUUUACUAUUAAUAAUAAUAAUAAUAAUAAUAAUAAUAAUAUUAACACUAAAAAAACCUAUGAUAACGAAGUAAUGCUAAUAAUUAACUAAGCGUAACUACUUCUGCAGUAACAAACACAAGUGAAGGUGUGGUGGCGGCAGCUGCUGCAGGGAAACAGCGUGUGAUGCACAGCGACGUGAGAGGAGAGGGGGGUAGUUUUUUCGGAGUGGUUGCUUAGCAAUAUUGCAUAAAGCACUUACAGGGUUUUCCAGUAGUACUCAUACUGUGCGACACUUUACAAGGGGAUCACGAUUUAUUGGUUGGUUCCAAUAGGAAUUUCCAAGGAGCCUGUCCAAAAAGUCCAAUUUCCAUCAUAUGAAGUUUAUUUCCUACAAGAAAGAGUCAAGGAAGUGUCCCACAACUAUGAGAAUCUCUGGAAAACCCUGUAAACACAUUAACACACAGUACACAAACAAAGGAUGCUGUUUUCGAGAUGUUGGCAACAUCCUUUUUGACUAUCAUUUUAUGGGGGGUGGCAUGACGGUAAGGUUCGGAGUGUAUCACUAUUGUUAUGAUAGAGACACGAUAACUCUUCCUACAUCAUGCCCCCCAUUCGUUGUGCUUUCUGUGCUGUGCUGUAUGUGUGGAACACGAUCCUUCCACUACUCUGCGGAACACGAUCCUCUUCAACUCUUGUCUGGUGCAUCUUCGCUAUGCAGCCUUAGCAGCACUGCCCCUCCACUCAAGGAUAACAACAAUAACGAAUAAUGAAAGCGAAUGUGGUGAUCUUUAGCCAGUUAGUUGGGCAGAGUUGUAAAAUGCAUGUGAUGAAGCGACGGUGAGGAAGGAAAGCAAGUGAAGGCAAACUCAAACCCCCCGCCCAUCUACAGUAAAUCGAAGCAAAAGGCGUGUGAAAAGCGACGGGAUUAUUGUGUGGUGAGAGAUCAUAAGCGAGCGGAGUCGGUGAGCAAGACCAAAGGCUUAGGAAUGUUUCGAUUUGUGGCGUUUUUUUUUCGUUUCAAUUUUCCACCGGCAAAGCACAAUAGUUAGAGGCACGUGUCAGAACGGGCCACAUAUCCUCCGUUAAGAAACAUUUUGGAGGUGAAAAGGAAACAAUUUGUCGAAGCAGCAGCGGCAGCAGCAGCAGCAGAAGCGUCCAAUGUUAGUGUUAGAAGCGAGAAGUGCAUAUAUCGAAGCGUUAGUGGAUAAUCUAUUUUAUAAUUGCGUGCGUCUGUCUGCCAGUGGGUGGGGACAGAAAGAGGGAGAAGGAGAGAUUGUGUGAAGGCGGAGGGAAAAAGGUUAAAACUUAAUUUUCCCAUUUUGUCAAAUACCUCUAUACAAGAAAUGCGCAUUUGUUGGUUCUCAGUUUCGUUUGUAAGAGUUUUGCUGCUGUUUUUUGUGUUUUGCUCCCUAGUAGCAGUAGUAGUAGUAGUUGUGUACAUGUACCACCUAUUCCGCUACUUUUUACCGUAAAACGGGGGGUCGACAGAAAAUAAGGAUAAUAGGAAUGGCACACUCAACACAUAUAAAAUAAAUACACACACAAAACAAAUAUUACUCGUGUAAUCUAAGUUGCAGUUUAGGGAUAAGUUUCUUUUUUUUGCGAAAUGUAUGUGAUUGAAGAGCGAGAUGUGGAUAGCAGGAAGAUGAUAAACAGUACAAGCUAUACAUGGGGGGAAAGCAGAACAUUAAUGCAGAAAAGCAGCAGCAGCAGCACAUCAUUCGGGGUGCAACAGUGGUCUAUAGUUAGCGCUAGGCAUCUGUUUUAGGCGAUGAAUUAUGUUACAAAUGAAUUUAACCACACACACAUACACACACUUACAUAACAAACAGAAGCAUAAGAUUUAUACAUAGCCACAUUUAAAGGAACUAACAUAGUACAUGCAUGCAUAUAGAAUACUUGAGAGAAAAACGGAAUUCUCGUUUCAUAUUGUUUGGGCCGAUCAGUUUAUAUACAUUAACAGCAGCAGCAGCAGCAGCUUGAGUUUGGAUAUGAUUAGUUGAUUUUAUUCGAUUCCUAAAAUUCCCUCGAUUUAGGAGUAAAAAAAAAACGACAGAUGGAAAACAAUAUCACCCAAAAUAAAAAUGGCUUGUUUAAGGGAAAAAGAAAUCGUUAAGAAAAACAAAACACAAAUACACAAAUACACACUAGGAUAACAAAUAUAUAAAAAAAAACAAAGAAAAAGGACAAACUCACAUAAAAUACACUUACAAAGCAAAACAAACAAACAAAUAGGACAGAAACACAUAAAAAAAUACAUUAACAUAGUAAAACAAAACAGACAGGCCAACCACAUAAACAAAUACACUAAACAAAACAAACAAAUUGCAAUUAAUUGUGAUGCACUUGUGGUGGGAAGGUGGGAGGGGAAGAAUUGUUGUAAACACGGGUAGAGAGAGUGGUGGAGUGUCGUAGUAGGGAAGACAGGGAAGAAACUGGUUAAAGCUGUGCGGUUUAGAUUGAUGCUAGACAGUUUUUGCUCGUAGGGUAAUGAGUAAGGACCAUUCCCCCCAAACUCAUAAGUUUAUGUAUAAUGCACACUUACACACACACACACGAGCACGCCUGAAACUACUCGUAAUUGUCGAAAGUGCAUCUGUCGAAUUUUAUCUUUAACAACCUGUAUGUGUAUGUUGCUGCACAGAUAAUUGUAUGUCUCUCUCACUCACUCUUUUUCUCGCCUGCUUAGAUUUUUUCUUUGGGGAGUGGUAGUGCAUUUGGGGGACGGCGGAGAACAGUGAAGCCACACACUUUUUGCAAUUUGAACUUUUGCAGUCAAUUUUGUGCAUAUAUAGGAAGAGUAGUAGAAUAGUACGUUAACACAUGGCGUUAACACUUUGAAAUACUCUCAGUAUUUGGAAAGCAUGCAACACGCGGGUGUGUGUCCGUCUGUGUCCGUGUGUAUGUGUGAUUUUGUGUAGCAUGUUCUAUAAAGGAGUUUGGAUAGUAGAGAAAAGUAUGUAUGCACUUGUAAAGCCAACGGUUCUUGCAACGAAAGAAGCUUUCCUUUUUAAAUCUUACAGCCAAGCGACGUGUGAUAAUACGCGAAGAUUUUGUUCUAUUUUGCUUUUGGGCAUUGUUUUAUAACAAUGAAAAUAUAAAAAAAUAGGCACUGUUUGUUGUCUUUUAUUCUCCCGCUAUAUUGAGUGACAAACAGAAGGAGAGAGUGGCACAUUCUUUCGUGCAGUACUUUUAACCGCUUCCUUUGAUUGCACAGCAGCAACAUGCCAAACCGAAUGUUCUUCGUCUCUGUGGUUACUGUUUUUUUGGUCAACCGCUGAAGGAUGUUGUUCUCGUAUCUUUGUACAAUGGGAGCUACUACUGCGGCUGGUUCAUACAAAUGAUUGUAGUGAUAAAAUAAGAAGAUAAAAAUACAAACACUUACAGACACAAAUACACGCAGAAACAAAAAGAAAAAAAAACAGGAAAAGAAGCAACAUUUUGCAAACACAUACAUCCUUAGCAUGGAUAAUGAAGAAGCGUACGGCACUGAUAGAGAAAAAAAAAUCGGGCGAAAAAAAAACAAAGAAAAGAACGUAAGAGUAAUCAAAAACGUAACGUAAACCAAUUCCUUCCGGAUGCGCCAAAUGAAACCGCUCAACCGCGGAACAAAUUACUACUACUACUACUACAACUACAAGUACUAACUAACUAACUAACUAUACCCCCGGAAAGAGCACCACACCACAGUCCUGGAGCAAUGAAAACAAAACAGAAGAAGAAAAGAGAAGAAAACACAACACUUAAAAUAGUAAUGCUAAACACAGAAGAAGAAAAGAGAAGAAAACACAACACUUAAAAUAGUAAUGCUAAACACAG
Messenger RNA from Anopheles merus, 17427 nucleotides. RefSeq lists its product as uncharacterized. The coding region runs from base 4799 to 8479 and encodes 1226 amino acids. Gene Ontology annotation, biological process: insulin receptor signaling pathway; phosphatidylinositol phosphate biosynthetic process. The record is from RefSeq and is a predicted model, not a curated record. Gene Ontology annotation, molecular function: protein binding; 1-phosphatidylinositol-3-kinase regulator activity. The transcript has 11 exons. Gene Ontology annotation, cellular component: phosphatidylinositol 3-kinase complex. Lineage: Eukaryota; Metazoa; Arthropoda; Insecta; Diptera; Culicidae.